GCCGCCACCUUUGAAGAGAAGUAAACAUGAAGACUCUCACCGUGGGACUGCUGCUGCUGCUGUGCGCCGUCUACUGCUGCAAUGCAAUGCCUCAGGGACCAAAUGCCUUGAAGCCCGGGAAGUGCUGCUUUCACUUCUUCACAGGCAGGAUUCCCGUCGGCGAGAUUCGGUCCAUUGCCAAAACUCACGAGAACUGCUCCAAACGAGGAUUUGUGAUCAACACCCCGCGAGGAGACUACUGUGUGGACAUGAAUCAGAAAUGGGCCAUCAAAGCUUUCCUGAAAACCCCGAAGCAAGUUGCCACGUCCGCUUCCCUUCCGGUCUAAACGGCAUGAAGAACGUCUCUCUGCAGCGUCACAGCAAGGUUCAAAACUUUGUUCAUCACCGAGGAAACAAAACAGCUGACAGAUUCUGAUUGUAAUCUUACAUAUAUCCUAAUCAUGUAUUAUUUUACUUUGUAUGCAGCUUACACAUAAAUAUAUAUUACAGUGCUACUUCUGAUACUUUACUAUUAAAGUUUUAUUUCACAAGAAUGAGACUUG
Molecule: messenger RNA, 542 nt
Organism: Xiphophorus maculatus (southern platyfish)
Lineage: Eukaryota; Metazoa; Chordata; Actinopteri; Cyprinodontiformes; Poeciliidae
Product: C-C motif chemokine 3-like
Exons: 3
Coding region: 27-326 (99 amino acids)
Biological process (GO): cellular response to tumor necrosis factor; lymphocyte chemotaxis; cellular response to type II interferon
Cellular component (GO): extracellular region
Molecular function (GO): chemokine activity; CCR chemokine receptor binding
Source: RefSeq, a predicted model, not a curated record